CCUCUGGGCACCUCCCCUCUCUCGGGAGGAUGAGACAGCCUGGGGGCCGUGGCGGAGCUGUGGUUGCUGGGUGACCGUCGGAGCCGGGACGGAGUGAGUGUCCGCUGGCGGGUGGGGACGCCCGGAAUGACCUUCGAGCUCCGGACAGGCGCAGCGAGGGCGCCCUGACCGGCUGGGGCGGCGGGCCGGGCGGGAGCCACGGGCGGCCUGUCCAGGUACAUAAUGGCAGACACCGUGUCUCCACUGAAGCACUUUGUGCUGGCAAAGAAGGCCAUCACUGCGAUCUUUGGCCAGUUACUGGAGUUUGUUACUGAAGGGUCACAUUUUGUUGAAGCAACAUACAGGAAUCCGGAACUUGAUCGAAUAGCAACUGAGGAUGAUCUGGUGGAAAUACAGAGCUACAGAAACAAGCUUGCUGUCAUUGGGGAGGUGCUGUCUCGGAGACAUAUGAAAGUGGCGUUUUUUGGCAGGACGAGUAGUGGCAAGAGCUCUGUCAUCAAUGCAAUGCUGUGGGAUAAAGUUCUCCCUAGCGGGAUUGGCCACACAACCAACUGCUUCCUGAGUGUCGAGGGAACCGAUGGAGAUAAAGCCUACCUUAUGACCGAAGGGUCAGAUGAAAAGAAAAGUGUGAAGACAGUUAAUCAGCUGGCCCAUGCUCUCCAUAUGGACAAAGACUUGAAAGCUGGCUGUCUUGUGCAUGUAUUUUGGCCCAAAGCAAAAUGUGCCCUCUUGAGAGAUGACCUGGUUUUAGUAGACAGCCCAGGUACAGAUGUUACCACAGAGCUGGAUAUCUGGAUCGAUAAGUUCUGCCUCGAUGCUGACGUCUUUGUUUUGGUAGCAAACUCAGAAUCCACACUGAUGAACACGGAGAAACAUUUUUUCCAUAAGGUGAAUGAGCGGCUCUCCAAGCCAAACAUUUUCAUUCUGAAUAAUCGUUGGGAUGCUUCUGCCUCAGAGCCAGAAUAUAUGGAGGAUGUGCGAAGACAGCACAUGGAAAGAUGCCUUCACUUCUUGGUAGAAGAGCUCAAAGUUGUGAGUCCUUUGGAAGCUCGGAAUCGGAUCUUUUUUGUUUCAGCCAAGGAAGUUCUCAACUCCCGAAAGCAUAAAGCCCAGGGGAUGCCAGAAGGUGGUGGGGCACUUGCGGAAGGAUUUCAGGCAAGAUUACAAGAGUUUCAGAAUUUUGAACAAACUUUUGAGGAGUGUAUCUCGCAGUCAGCAGUGAAAACAAAGUUUGAACAGCACACUAUCAGAGCUAAACAGAUACUAGACACUGUGAAAAACAUACUGGACUCAGUAAACGUGGCAGCAGCAGAGAAGAGGGUUUAUUCAAUGGAAGAGAGGGAAGACCAAAUUGAUAGACUGGACUUUAUCCGAAACCAGAUGAACCUUCUAACACUGGAUGUUAAGAAGAAAAUCAAGGAGGUCACGGAGGAGGUGGCAAACAAGGUUUCUUGUGCAAUGACAGAUGAAAUUUGUCGACUGUCUGUUUUGGUUGAUGAGUUUUGUUCUGAGUUUCAUCCUACCCCCAGUGUGCUGAAAGUGUAUAAGAGUGAAUUAAAUAAGCACAUAGAAGAUGGUAUGGGAAGAAAUUUGGCUGAUCGGUGCACCAGUGAAGUCAAUGCUUCCAUGCUUCAAUCUCAACAAGAAAUUAUCGAAAACUUGAAGCCAUUACUUCCAGCUGGUAUACAGAGUAAACUUCAUACACUAAUUCCUUGCAAAAAGUUUGAUCUCAGCUAUGAUCUCAAUUGCCACAAGUUGUGUUCCGAUUUUCAAGAGGACAUUGUGUUUCGAUUUUCCUUGGGCUGGUCCUCCCUUGUGCAUCGAUUCCUGGGCUCCACAAAUGCACAGAGGGUGCUGCUUGGGCUUUCAGAGCCCAUCUUUCAGCUCCCUAGAUCUCUAGCUUCAACUCCCACUGCUCCUCCUAAUCCAGCAUCGCCGGAUAAUGCAGCCCAGGAAGAGCUCAUGAUCACCUUGAUCACAGGAUUGGCGUCCCUCACAUCGAGAACCUCCAUGGGCAUCAUAGUUGUUGGGGGAGUGAUUUGGAAGACAGUGGGCUGGAAACUCAUCUCUGUUUCCUUAAGUAUGUAUGGAGCUUUGUAUCUGUAUGAAAGGCUGACCUGGACCACCCGUGCUAAAGAGAGAGCAUUUAAGCAGCAGUUUGUGAACUAUGCAACCGAAAAGCUGCAGAUGAUUGUGAGCUUCACAAGUGCAAACUGCAGCCACCAAGUACAGCAAGAAAUGGCUACCACUUUUGCUCGACUGUGCCAACAAGUUGAUGUUACUCAGAAACAUCUGGAAGAAGAAAUUGCUAGGUUAUCCAAAGAAAUAGAUCAACUGGAGAAAAUACAAAACAACUCGAAGCUGUUAAGAAAUAAAGCUGUUCAACUUGAAAGUGAGCUGGAGAAUUUUACGAAGCAGUUUCUACACUCAAGCAAUGAAGAAUCUUAACCACAGAGGCUGCAGUGAUGAUCGCAUUGUAGGAGGAAUUGGACUUGGACUAUGGGGAGAGCUAUUUUUAUGAAAUGACCUCAGUAUGAAUUAACUCUGAGUAUCGAUGCCUUGCAGAGACUGUGGUAAUGACCUGUCUCGGGGGGGUUGCACUUUUUGAAGUGUUGCAGUGCGUCACUAGCUUUAGUUUAGAGUGAAGACUGAACUGUGGGUUAAAUGAUGGAUUCCUUGAAAACAGUGGAACCAACUGUGCAGCCCCUGAGGGUGGGUCCUGCAGCUCUCAACCAGGGCUUUCUGUCUUUGAUUCUGGGUAACUGCUUCCUGGCAUCCAGGAGUUAGAGAUCUUUUCAUCCUCCUUCACUAGUUCUUGAUGCCUUUAAUGGGAAUAUUGAAUUUGUUUAUAAGCUGAUUUGUUCAAACCAGGGAGUGUGGGCUACUCCUGGGUGUCCUACAGUCACUUUGCCCUCACAGCAAGGAUGUAACCACUACUAAACACAGUUUUUACCUUUUCCUUUAUUCCCAUUAAAACUGAUGUGAAGUAGUAGAAGGCUUGUCAUUAUAGUCAUGCAUGAAGUAUCGGAGUCUGGUUUCCUGCUCUGUCUCUUUAGAAACAUUGUCAGCCUUGAGUCUGCCUAAACAUGAGGUAGAAGGUCUGGAAGGGAUGGCCAGAGUGGGACACACAAGGUAUAUAUGGUAUGUGGUGACAUGACCAUGGAGACAUGACUGUGACAAAUGGAUCCUUAGGAGGAAUGUCCCCACUGGAAGCUUUGACUUUAAUUACAUGAAUUUCCUUGGGCCCCAUUAAAAAUAAUCACUCUGUGUUAGCGAAAUGUUUAUGGUUCAGGUAUUAUGUGUGCCUCUAUAUUAAAGGCUGAUUGACAAUGUGUAUGGAAAUACUUUUAAAUGGCAAGGCAGGAUUGCUUCUCUGACCUGACUAUGAAAAGUAAAGUGCUAACCUAUGAGUAUUCCCUGGAUGUCAGUUUUGCCAUCCAAGGGACACUGAACUCCCACUGGGGUGUCCUCAAACUCAGAUCCACCUGCCUCUACCUCCUGAGUGAUGGGAUUAAAGGCAUGCGCCACCACACCCAGCACUAGGUACACUUAUUUUUAAGGUAUUUGAAGAAUGUUACAAUAUCAUAUACCAUUAUUUAGACCAUAGAAAUGUUUCAGAAUUACAUACAUUUUAGGAAAAUUGGGUUUUGUUCUGCAGUAUUCAAAUUUAAACACAUAUGACUACCUUUUGCUUUUAUUGCUGAUUUUUUUACCCCCCCCCAAAUGGUACAGGUAACCAGGUGAGAUUAGGUGAAAAUUACAUGAAAAACUACUAUCUGAAAUUGAGGUCUACUAACCUAAAUUACAAAGUUACAGAGCACUUUAACUUCUGGCCACAUAACUAGCAUGCUACAAUGUAGUUCUCUGGGUUUAAUCAGUCAUGGCUGUUGAGAACAGUGUGCUUCCUACCAGAUACACCUGUGGCUGGGCUCAGGAACUGCACAGAAUGUAAUCCUGACUGUUGUGUAACUGCUCAGUUACUACACAAAUACUUGAUUUACUGUGUAUGUUUACAGUAUUAUUUAUAAACUUUGUAUGACCUUUAACUUUUUACAAAACAUUUUUAUAAGUAUACAAGCUUUGCAAGAUGAAAAUAAACCUGUUUGCCUGUUA
This is a messenger RNA of Onychomys torridus (southern grasshopper mouse), 4113 nucleotides long. It is a transcript of the gene Mfn1, whose product is annotated as mitofusin 1. The record is from RefSeq and is a predicted model, not a curated record. Lineage: Eukaryota; Metazoa; Chordata; Mammalia; Rodentia; Cricetidae. The transcript is spliced from 18 exons. Gene Ontology annotation, cellular component: mitochondrial outer membrane. Gene Ontology annotation, biological process: mitochondrial fusion; mitochondrion localization. The coding region runs from base 223 to 2448 and encodes 741 amino acids. Gene Ontology annotation, molecular function: GTPase activity; GTP binding.